CCAUCAAGUCUCAGAUUUAUCAGCUGCUGUAAAUGAUAUAAAAGCAAGAGAGAUGACCUACAGAUACAUCAGUGAGAUACAGUCCAUCACACAUCAUGACCUUCACCAUCUUCUCCAUCACCUGCUUUGCUCUGGUGGCCUCUGCUCUGGGUUGUGGAGUGCCUGCGAUUAAGCCACAGACGAUCGGCAGCAAGAUUGUGAACGGACAGAAUGCCAUCUCUGGUUCUUGGCCCUGGCAGGUCUCUCUUCAGCUGCCCAGUGGUUUCCACUUCUGUGGAGGAUCCCUGAUCAACCAGAACUGGGUUCUCACUGCUGCCCACUGCGCUGUCGUGGUCGGCUAUCACCGUGUCAUUUUUGGAGAGCAUAAUCAUGGCUCCAGUGUUGAACCCAUCCAGGUCAAAUUAGUUUCCAAGGUCAUCCCCCAUCCGCUCUACAGCAGGGCGACCUUCAACAAUGACAUUGCUCUGCUGAAACUGUCGUCUCCAGUCACACUGACUCCCCGUAUCUCUCCUGUAUGUCUGGCUCCAUCAACCAUCAACAUCCUGCCUGGAACCCGCUGCUUCACCACUGGCUGGGGUAGAACUGCCACCACAAGGGUCUGGUCUCUGGUGGGCUCUGUGUCCUGGGGAAGAAACACUUGUGACACCCGUUUCCCUGCAGUCUACGCCAGCAUCUCCCAACUGCGCUCCUGGAUCGACAGGACUAUCGCUUCCAACUAG
Molecule: messenger RNA, 719 nt
Organism: Sinocyclocheilus rhinocerous
Lineage: Eukaryota; Metazoa; Chordata; Actinopteri; Cypriniformes; Cyprinidae
Product: chymotrypsin-like protease CTRL-1
Exons: 6
Coding region: 96-719 (207 amino acids)
Biological process (GO): proteolysis
Molecular function (GO): serine-type endopeptidase activity
Source: RefSeq, a predicted model, not a curated record